Thlaspi arvense is the source of this 3018-nucleotide messenger RNA. The record is from the annotation of a GenBank genome assembly. Lineage: Eukaryota; Viridiplantae; Streptophyta; Magnoliopsida; Brassicales; Brassicaceae.
AUGAAAUUAAGCAAAGAUGUUCGUGAAAGCAGAUUGACUUUGAGAUGGGCAUUGAGGAAUCUCCGAGUGAAAAAGCUUUACCUUCUUCAUGUUCAUCAACAGAUUUCCAUGAACCCUACAUCAAGUGGGCUAGAACAAAGCGAGAUCGAUGCAAUCCAGGAGUCGGAACUGACAAGUACAUAUGAGAGCCUUCUCAAGUACCGUGAUAUCUGCGAAGCUGAAGGAGCUACCGAACAAGAUGUGGAUAUAUUCUGUAGCUUGGCAAAUAAUGUUGGGGAAGGGAUUGUGGAACUCAUCUAUGAAAACAAUAUCAAUAAGCUUAUUAUGGGAGCAGCUGCUGAUUCCCACUACUUCGAGGCCAUGGUUAAUAUCACAUCUACAAAAGCCAAGUAUGUGACUAGCCACGCGCCUCAUUGCUGUAAAAUAUGGCUUCUAUGUAAUGGGAACCUCAUCCAAACGAGGGAGGGACGGUUUGAUUUUGGGGGUUCAUCUCACACAUCCUCCGAAUCCUUAACCAGCCUUCACGACCUUGAUUCUGCUCUGAUACCAUACGAGGAAGCAGGACGAGCUGAAGACGACGCCGCCGAGUCACAUGCCCUGUCGCCACCUGAAAACCAAUCAGCUGGAGGGUUUGAGACGAUGUACUACGAGGAGCAGAGACGGAGAUUAGAAAUUGAGGAACUGAGGAGAGAAGAGGAGCGACAGCAUGAGAUGAGGCGUGAAAGAGAGGAAUCACUCUCAAGUUCCUUUGGUGUCACUCAGAUUCUGUACAACGAAGAAGUAAGUCGCAGGAGAAUAGCGGAGGAGGAACUAAGCAGAGCGAAAGAAGAAAUCGAGAACAUGAAAAGGGUCCAAAAGGAACUCGAAGAACAGCUUUAUAUUGAUUACCCCCGUCUGUUAGAAACGUUCCAGAAGGAGAGAGACGAAGCUAUCAAAACAAGUGAAGAGCUUUUGAGACUUAUAGACCUGGAGAAGGGUGAGUCAUCAUCACGUUCACCAUCAACCCCGUUGCAGUGGUCUGUUUCCAACCAGCCUCCCCCAUAUUUCAUCUGUCCCAUCUCAAUGGAGAUUAUGCAGAAUCCCCAUGUCGCAGCCGAUGGUUACACUUAUGAAGCAGAUGAGUUCAAAAGCUGGCUCCGUCAUGGAGGUGAACAGUCGCCGAUGACAAACCUUAGGCUCGAGAAUCACAACCUCACCCCAAAUCUUGUUCUUCGUUCUGCUAUUAACGAUUGGUUGCAACAGCACCCCUUAUAUGGGAUAUGGAAUGGGGAAAAAAAGCCAGAAACACAAAGACGAAGAAAAAGGACGUCAAUGGCGGAACUCAUGGCCAUGGGCAAUGAUGUUGUUCAUGUUGCUGUGAAGAAUGAUGUCAGAGAGAGCAGAUCGACUCUGGUUUGGGCUUUGAGGAACCUUGGCGCCAAGAAAGUCUGCAUCCUCCAUGUUUAUCAGCCAAAAACUGCUUCUCCUGCUGCACGCAAGCUUGAAGAACUAGAGGCUAUAAUGUACGAAACAUUACAUGAUUAUUUUGACCUCUGUCAACAAGAAGGGGUGAAUGAGGACAACAUUUACAUAUCGUGUAUAGAGAUGAACGAUGUGAAGCAGGGGAUAUUGGAACUCAUCCAUGAGAGCAAAAUCAAAAAGCUCGUUAUGGGGGCUGCAUCAGAUCAUCAUUAUUCAGAGAAGAUGUUCGAUCUCAAGUCCAGAAAGGCAAAGUAUGUGUACCAACACGCGCCAAGCUCGUGCGAGGUUAUGUUUAUGUGUGAUGGACAUCUCAUCUGCACAAAGGAAGCCAGUCUUGAAGACCAUAUGGAUGUUACAGAAGCCGAAGCUGAACAAUCGAAACCGAAGCUCUAUUCCUCUGCUUCACCAAAAUGCUCUGCAGAAUUGGUCUCUGCAAUUGUAGCUUACAUUGACACAAGGAGAGACAGGGACAUGCUAGAGCCAACUGCAUCAGAGGAUCAAUCUGAAAGCGACAGGAAUCAGCUGUAUAGACAGCUUAAGCAAGCACUUAUGGAAGUUGAGGAAUCGAAAAGAGAAGCGUAUGAAGAAUGUGUCAGGCGGUUUAAAGCUGAAAAUACCGCCGUUGAGGCCAUUCGCACUGCAAGAGAGUAUGAAGCUAUGUUCAAUGAGGAAGCGAGACUAAGGAAAGAAGGUAAAGAAGCAUUAGCAAAGCAGAGGAAAAUGGUGGAGAAGACUAAACAAGAGAGGGACGACGCACUUACCAUCAUUCUGAAUGGAAGAAAGCUAUACAAUGAGGAACUGAGACUCAGAGUUGAAGCUGAAGAGAUGCUGGGGAAGGAGAAAGAAGAACACGAGAGAACUAAGAAGGAGAUGGAAGAAGUGCGGGUCAUUGUUAAGGACGGGAUGCAACUGUACAACGAGCAGCUGAGACAGAGGAAAGAGAUGGAGGAAUCAGUGAAGAGACAAGAGGAAGAGCUCGAGAAGACAAAGAAGGAGAAGGAAGAAGCCUGCUUGAUAAGCAAGAACCUGAUGCAGCUAUAUGAAGACGAGGUGAGGCAGAGGAAAGAAACAGAGGAGUUAGUGAAGAAAAGAAGAGAGGAGCUUGAGAAAGUGAGGAAGGAGAAAGAAGAAGCUUGCUCUGUAGGACAAAACUUCAUGAGGCUAUAUGAAGAAGAAGCAAGACGUAGAAAAGGAACAGAGGAAGAUCUCAGCAAGGUCGCUGCUGAGAAAGACGCAGCUAGCUCCGUCUGUUCAGAGAUUCUGUUGCUUCUUCAGAGCUACACCCGCCGCCAUGGAAUGCCUUCUGGAUUCUCUGAUGAGGAUUCCGUUACCCGUCAGCCUCCGUCGUAUUUCAUCUGCCCCAUCUCGCAGGAAGUAAUGCGAGAGCCUCGUGUCGCAGCCGAUGGUUUCACCUACGAAGCAGAAGCCUUGAGAGAAUGGCUCGACAAUGGUCACGAGACUUCACCAAUGACGAACCUGAAGCUCGCCCACAACAACCUUGUCCCUAACCACGCCCUUCGCUCCGCCAUUCAAGAGUGGCUUCAACGAAACUCUUAA